Messenger RNA from Melanotaenia boesemani (Boeseman's rainbowfish), 3573 nucleotides. Its product is annotated as transcription factor Sp1. Gene Ontology annotation, cellular component: transcription regulator complex; PcG protein complex. Gene Ontology annotation, biological process: regulation of transcription by RNA polymerase II. The record is from RefSeq and is a predicted model, not a curated record. The transcript is spliced from 4 exons. Gene Ontology annotation, molecular function: DNA-binding transcription factor activity, RNA polymerase II-specific; RNA polymerase II cis-regulatory region sequence-specific DNA binding. Lineage: Eukaryota; Metazoa; Chordata; Actinopteri; Atheriniformes; Melanotaeniidae. Bases 45 to 2864 code for a protein of 939 amino acids.
GUCCUCCGGAAAUAUCCUCAGCUCGGAAACAGGUAUGCCCCAAAAUGGAUUCUCAGUUGGCCUCAGCCCUGACCAGUGGCAGCCUGGAAGUCCAAAAUGGCAGCCAGUGUGGAGAGGGAUCAAGGCCAAAUACAGAGGUUUUUUUGGACCGAAAGGAUAAAACCUCGUCCAGCACCAAACCAGGUAGCCUCAAGUCCUGCCCUGUCAAAGCAGCAGGGACCAUCAGGCAAGAUGCUCAAUCAAUCAAUGGGGAACAGCCAGAGGUGGGCGGGACUUCUAAGCCAGCCUCUCAGGAAACAAGUAAGAUUGGUGGGUUCAGACAGCCAAUUACAGUAAAGACUAGAGUGCCUGUUCUGCGUAGGCAACCAAUAAGGAUAAAAAUUGUUGUUCCCCCACGGUGCAAGAGACCAAUCACAAACUCUGCCAUCAGCCUGACCAAAGACUGUGCUUGCUCACAUUUUAGGGGACCUGUUUUGGUCUCUGCUGGAGCAUUGAUCAAAGAAAAAAACAGAAAUAAAAUCCAUAUAUCAGCUGUUAAAGAUGAAGAACAGAUAAUAGAAUAUACCUGUCAAAAGACUGAGGAGGAAGCUGAAGCAGAAUCAUUCCAGGAGACAGCAAUAGAGAUGAGAGAUGUUAACAUCGUUCACAUGGACGGGUCAGAAACUGGUUUUAUCUCCAGUACUAAUGCAGUCCAAGUACUGAGCCAUCAGGGGAUUAGGGAGGAAUAUACAGUUAGAGAAACUGAGCAAAAUAUUCCUCUUAUUUUGCAAGAAAUAAACUUAAAAUCUUUCAGAACAUUUAAUGAAGUAAACAUGGAGGAGCAGACAGAACCAUUGGACCUAAGUUUACCUAAGAAAAGAGAAAGUCGAGAGAAGAGGUGUGGACGUUUUUUGGACGAUCCUGGCUGUGAGAGUUCGCUGAUCAUGGAGGUGGACGAAUAUGAGGGUGAUGGGGACAGAGACAUGGUAGAAGAGGACGAUGAUGAGGGCUCUGAGCUGCGUCUGAGCAGUACAGAUAUGCUUGAGGAAUCUCUCCUGUCUCCCUCUUUUUUUUCUACCUCUGCCCUUACGUCUCUUUCCUCAGAAGACUGUGAUCCUGAAAACCUUCUGCUCAUUGAUGACCAGGGAAUCCCGUACACUCUCAGUCCAGAUGGACUCAAAGUGCCACAAGUCGAUGCUUCCACGUCAGAGGGCCUGCAAACAAAUCAAGCUAAUGCAGCAGAAGUAGGGGGAAAGGGGCCAUCACAUCUGGCCACACAGGCAGAUCUUGGCCUAAGCCAAAGUUUAGAUAAUGCACUAAAUACACCUCCUGAUGAUUUUUACCCCUCACCAGUCCCUGCCAACGAUUUUUCAUCAAAAAGUAUUGAUGAGACAAAAGCUCCAGAAGUCUUUACGAGUUUGAUGACAAACUCAUAUCCUUCAGCAGCUACAGAGUUAAACACUAAACCUGCUCAGGAGGCUAAUCCAGUUUUGUCCUCUUCCUCUGGGAUAUCACUACCCACCCAGCCGAUUCACAUCCUCACAAACCCUUCAGCCAAUACUCCCCUUCUCCUCCUGUCUUCCUCUUCCUCUUCUUCUUCUCAACUCUCCUCAGCUCCAGUUGGCCUCUCUCUUCCUCUCUCUGUAACUCAGACUUCACCUGGUGCUUCUACCCCUAUGUUUCUCCUCCUCUCUUCUGUACCUUCUUCACCCGGUGAUUCCACCACCGCACCCACCCCUAUUGCUGUCCUUGACCCCUCGACUGGUCAGUUGUCCCAGAUUACCACAACCUCAGCUCCUGCCAGCCUUCCUCUGUCCUCUGGUCAGGUCAGCACAUUAGGAUCACCUCUGCCUAUGCUGUCUCACCCUGUCAUUAGACUGAGCCCCAACAACCCCCCUGUCAUCUUGUCCGGUGUGAAUAAUGUAACCUCUGGCCCUGUUCUCACCUCUCUCACUGUCCCUUCAUCCACUCUUGCCCUGCAGGAUGACCAACCCAGCACAGCUCCCUUUAUUCAAACUCAGAUCAGCUACUCUGUAUCAAACCCUGGAAGUGAAGCCAUAUCUGCUGAAGAAGCCUCAAGUGAAAACAACAAGCCAUCAGCUUUUGCAGCAUCCUCUCCACAACCACAGUCUGCAGCAUAUGACCUCUUAGCACAGCCUACUUCAGAAGCAGAGGUCCAAUCACCAGCCUCAGACUCUAAAUUUGACUCCUCAGACCUCCACUCUGAACAUUUACCUCUGGACGACCAUCUUUACUUCUCUAACAUGGCUGCUCCUGCUUCCCCUCCCAUUGGCCCCAUCCUCCCCUCAGGCAGUCUUGACUCCCUGGACCCCCUGGACCCCCUCUCACCUGCAGGGUCUCCUAGCACUCUGGGCUCCCGCAGGGUACUGUGCUGCCAGCUGUGCCCACGGAUCUUCUUUUACCUCUCUGAUCUUGAGCGUCAUGCCAUCACUCAUUCGCAGAAGAAGCCUCAUGUUUGCCAGCAGUGCGGCAAAGCUUUCAAACGCUCCAGUCAUCUGCAGAGACACAAGCACAUCCACACAGGCCAGAGGAACUUUGUGUGUCCCAUCUGCGCCAAGCGCUUCAGGGAGGCGGGUGAGCUCCAGCGCCAUCAAAGGGUGCACACCGGAGAGAAACCCUACCAGUGCCAACUUUGCCACACCCGAUUUGCCGAACGCAACACCUUACGUCGACACACCAAACGCAAACACCCGUAUCACCAGGUGGCCAUGGAAAUGCUGAAUGAGAGAAGAGACAGAGGAGGUGGCCGAAGGGACGGGGGAGGCGCCGGUGCAUCAGGAGUGCAGGAGGAAGAGGAGAGCGCCGAAUGGUACAGCUCCACCGUGUCAACUUUAGAUAAUUCUGAAUCCGAGAUGGAAACUUAACUUUUUGAACUAAAGGAAAAGGUCUUGAGAGGCUGAUCAUUGGUCAUAACUAACUGUAUAGUUAUGCUACAACUUUAUUUAACAUUCAAAGAAGGGAGCACUUGCAAUAUUUAUUCUGGUUUUGUAAUGGCAAAUUAUUUAUAUGAAUGUAUAGAAUUCCUAUUCCAUUUAAUGGGCCAAAUGUAAGCCUUUAAAGUUGAACAUGACUUUGAAUUAGAUUUCUAGCUUGAAUAAAGAUACGUAUACAAAGGGAAAGCUUAUGUGAGUUCAAAUUGUUCAUUAACAUGUUAAAUGUUGUUGUGAAGCUGCGUUCACAUGCAAUCUGUGAUAAAACCCUAAAGUGCUCAUAAAAAUGAAGCUUAUUUAGUCUAACUAAAACUCUUGUAUAUAUAUAUAAAGAGUACUGUUUGUAAGAGCUGCACUUCUGCACUAUCUCAUAUGGAAGAUAUAAUCUUUCCUACUGUCAGAGACACUGUGAGGCAUUUGCACUUGUUUCAUUUGAAUUCAGAAAUAUUUUUUUUACAUUGUGAGUGAAAAUAUUUUUUUUUCUUAAUUUAGUUGAAGCUGUUAAUUUUAUGUAUUUAAUCCACAUCCUGUAAGAGUGUGACCAAAUGUUUUUGAGUUAUUCUAACCUAAACAAGAUAUUCAGAGUUUUUAAAAAAAUGGGAUUUCAUGUUAACUUAUUGUAAUAAAAUUUUCACAACUAUAA